Branchiostoma floridae (Florida lancelet) is the source of this 2100-nucleotide messenger RNA. RefSeq lists its product as uncharacterized. The record is from RefSeq and is a predicted model, not a curated record. The transcript is spliced from 6 exons. NCBI's taxonomy places the organism in Eukaryota, Metazoa, Chordata, Leptocardii, Amphioxiformes, Branchiostomatidae. The coding region runs from base 1 to 2100 and encodes 699 amino acids.
AUGUAUGGACGCAAGGGAAAAAUUCCAGGAUCGUGGAAAAAACGGGUUUCUCGCGCGUCGCCAGAAGAGAACCCGCUCAACGCCAGGCACUCCUGGCAAGGUGACGAAGCGACGGAGACAGUUAUUCUCACCAGGAACGACGCCUCGGAAGUCAUCAACAAGUCCUUCCACAUUCAAAGUGGAAGAAAGAGCUGGAGACUCCUGUCAGCCCUGUCCAGCAAGGAGAGACUCCGGUCAGCCAUGUCCAGCAAGGAGAGACUCCGGUCAGCUAUGUCCAGCGAGGAGAGACUCCGGUCAGCCAUGUCCAGCAAGGAGAGACUCCGGUCAGCUAUGUCAAGCAAGGAGAGACUCCGGUCAGCUUUGUCCAGCGGGGAGAGACUCCGGUCAGCCAUGUCCAGCGAGGAGAGACUCCGGUCAGCCAUGACCAGCAAGGAGAGACUCCGGUCAGCUAUGUCCAGCGAGGAGAGACUCCGGUCAGCCAUAUCCAGCAAGGAGAGACUCCGGUCAGCUAUGUCCAGCAAGGAGAGACUCCUGUCAGCUUUUUCCAGUGGGGAGAGACUCCGGUCAGCUAUGUCCAGGGAGGAGAGACUCCGGUCAGCCAUGUCAAGCGAGGAGAGACUCCGGUCAGCCAUGUCCAGCAAGGAGGGACUCCUGUCAGCUUUUUCCAGCGGGGAGAGACUCCGGUCAGCCAUGUCCAGCAAGGAGAGACUCCGGUCAGCUUUGUCCAGCGGGGAGAGACUCCGGUCAGCCAUGUCCAGCGAGGAGAGACUCCGGUCAGCUUUGUCCAGCGGGGAGAGACUCCGGUCAGCUAUGUCCAGCGGGGAGAGACUCUGGUCAGCCAUGUCCAGCGAGGAGAGACUCCGGUCAGCUAUGUCCAGCAAGGAGAGACUCAGGUCAGCUAUGUCCAGCGAGGAGAGACUCCGGUCAGCUAUGUCCAGCGGGGAGAGACUCCGGUUUACUGACGAUAGGAGUGAGCACGUCACCAUCCAGUACAAGAUGUGGUCAACCGACACUGUGUGGCGACCAUCCUCAACGGACCCAGAUCUCCAACUAUUCAAGGAAGUUGAUGGCAAGCAGCAGAUACCAACCGGGCAGCCAUCCUUUGUGGGGCCACACUUCGAGGAAGAAUACCUGAAGAAGUUAAAAUCAUCAAUCGAAAAAAAGAGGGACCAUCUCAACCACCAGCAGUGGCAGGAUCAGGAGGGGCAGACAUCUUUAGAUAGUCCAACAGCUAUUGACCAACAAUCCACACCUCCAUCCUCUGGCUGGUUUCUCCACAACCUCCGUCCAUUUCAGCAUUUGCCACCUGCUCCACCAGCAUUAGAUGAAGGGCAGAGGACAGCACUGCAGAGGCUGCUAAACAAGGAGUUCAACUGUCCUCUCCAGGCGGGUGGCCCGCAGCAGCUGCCAGCCCAGGUCCAGGCCCCAGGACAGGCGGCAGGGCAGCAGCAGCCACCAGCGCCGCAACAGGUUCCCGGUCAGGCUGCAAUGUUACAGGGGGCAGCAGCGGCGGCUGCGGUUCCGCAGCAGCCAGUUGAGGCAGCCCAGGUUCCACCCCAGACAGUGCAGGGAGCGCAACAGAAUCCGGCAGAGGUGACCAAAGCGAAGUUUGCCACGCACAUCGAGGUGGCAGUCGCCACACCUGACGUUUUCGCCCUUGUCAAUGAGGUGGCUGAGAAAUACAAGAUGGGUGGCAUUUUGCAGGAAGAGCUGCUGAAGAUGGGGGAGCUGGCUCUAUUAAGGAUCGAAGAAAACAGGGUGGCCAAACAGCUGCGCAUUACCCCAUACGUCAUCGCACCUGACACAGAUUCCAGCAUCCAGCUGGAGAACCUCGAAGAACCCACGAGUCUCCUGACAAAUGAGAAGGACGACGCAGUUCCGCCACAACGUGCACAGGGACUCCUACCACGACAGGGAAAGUCAGUGGAGUCCGUGCAAGUCAGUGAGACGAGCUGCAUCACUGAAGGAGCCGGAAUAGACGUCCGUGUGCCUUAUAAAGUCGGGAAGGAGCUACAAAUCACCCAGAACAGCGCCGUCGACAGGAGGAAGAUAAUGAGAGGGGAGUGCCAGACCAGUAGCAGAUCUAGAAUAGCCAAUUGA